AUGGUUACAAUGAGUAAACCUACCACUCAUCCUCUAUACUUACUACGCCUUGUUGGAAGCGCCGGUAAUAAGUGCAAGGUGCAAGAAAGCAAUUUCUGCUCUGAAAUUAUCACUGGCCCACCGCUUGUCAGUUCUGGCGACCCUCGAUUGAGCAAAUUCACCACACGUUUGGAAUUAAACCAAAGGAAACUUUCUCAUGUUUCCACUCCUGUUCUUUGCGUAUCUGAAAUUGGAACUGGGGAUGCCCUUCCAGUGUCUUCAGAUGGGUCUAGAGCCGGGCAACGGUUGAUUAAGCACUUCCUAGACGUCUGGAAUAAGAUCCAAGAGGACCUGGAAAAAAAUUCACGCAUUCGGACUCUAAUCACUCUAGACGUACCUGGAGUUAGGGAAUCGAGCGCUAGACUAUAUCUUUGGAACUCUACCCGCUUUUCCUUUAUCGCAAAGUUAUUAUACGUCAAGAACAAAAGGUUGGCGCCAAGUUACAGAGUAAUGCACCAGAUUCCAGAGUAUCUCCAUGUCUUGCUUGUCUCCACCCUCAAAUUCUGA
Lindgomyces ingoldianus is the source of this 546-nucleotide messenger RNA. RefSeq lists its product as uncharacterized. The coding region runs from base 1 to 546 and encodes 181 amino acids. Lineage: Eukaryota; Fungi; Ascomycota; Dothideomycetes; Pleosporales; Lindgomycetaceae. The record is from RefSeq and is a predicted model, not a curated record. The transcript is spliced from 6 exons.